CCUAAAAAUUAUCAAACCUAAAAACUCUCUUUCUUUCUUUUUUUUUUCCCUCAAAACCCUAAUCUGAGAAAUCAAACAACCACUUGGAAGAGAUGGAUCUAGAAGACUGGGAACUACUCCCCAGACAUCCCAACGAGGAUCACGACGAAGAUCAUGAGGCAGACAUAGAGAUCGUUAGAAACACUGAAAAAGGCUUUGACAUGGAUUACUUCAUCUGCCCAACACAAGAAGAUCCUGUCGGAAAAACGGAGUUCCAUCAACGAUCAAGCGUUGUCCCCACAAAGCUCCUCCAAGUUCCCAUAACUUGGGAACCCGUGAACAACGUGGAAGACACAAAUCACAACAAGAACCAGGAUCCGUCAUCCCCGAGAAUAACCUUCAAAACAGCGAAGGAAAACGGAUUUGUCGACAUGAAAAUAGACUUGCCAGUGAGGUUAACAAGUCCUCUGCCUCAGAACGAUGAGAAACACUCCGUCUCAGGAGGAGUGUUAGCAAAAGAGUACUAUGAUGAGAUGGGAACAGAGGUUAAAGAAGGUAGUGACUUGAGGAGCAAGAAAGGGGUUGAUUGGGAUGAAAAGGAGAACAUAUGUGGUGAGAAAAUGAAUCUGUGGAAGAUGAGCCUUCAUGGAAUGGGAGCCAUAUGUUCAUUUGGUGUUGCUGCUGCUGUUACCACCUUCUGUGUCUUCUUCCUUGGACACAACAAUAGCAUCCAAGGUUGUCGGAACAAGAAUAAAAUCCUCAGGUUCCAGAUUUAUGCUGAUGAUAAUAAGCGAAUAAACGAAGUAGUGAAGCAUGCAACAAAGCUAAAUAAAGCAAUGUCUGUGAUGAAAGGUCUUCCGGUGGCAAGAGCUCAGAUCUCUUUUGGAGGAUACUAUGAUGCACUUUGA
Molecule: messenger RNA, 887 nt
Organism: Eruca vesicaria subsp. sativa (arugula)
Lineage: Eukaryota; Viridiplantae; Streptophyta; Magnoliopsida; Brassicales; Brassicaceae
Source: the annotation of a GenBank genome assembly